AACCUAUAAAUUCUUCUGUUUCUAAUCGAUCCCUAACACAAAUUUCCUCCCUUUUUUCUUCCCUCGCAGCCCACCUCUCCUCCUCCUCCGUCUCUCUUCUCACAUUCCUCUCGCCUCCUCCAUCGACCCCGAGACCUCUGUCAGCCUCGGCAACUUCUCUUUCCUCUGACACAACGGGCCGCAACACCUUCCUCUCCACUCUCAUAUUCCUGCACAGGUUACAGUUCUCUUCAUUUUUUCUCUUAAACCACUGAUCAAUCAUUAUCCUACCCUCCACCCCUAUAACUCAUUACAUGCAUAAUGAGAAAUUUCAACAGUAGCAUCUAAAUUUUGGUUUGCGAGUUCAAUUGAGAAGAGAGCAUUUCCUGGUGCUUCCUUCAUCUCGUGGUUGAUUGAAAUUGGAGAAGGAAGCUGAACACGGUGGAAAAGCAUAGAAAGAAAUGUCUAGUCAGCAGCAGGAAAGAGAAAAGGAUGUGCAAAGCACAAAUCCCCAUGGUUUGAGAGAAAUGGUAGAAGAACAGUACAAAAAAAUCAGAGAGAAUGCAGAAACUUAUCCAUAUGUAUGGGCAUCAUAUAUUGUAGUAUACGGUGGUUUUGCCUUGUGGACUACCUAUAGGUGGAGAAAACUUCGAAAGACUGAGGACAGAGUACGAGCUCUUCAAGAAAGACUCCGCAAACUUGUUGAUUCUCAGGACUCUGCAACUUCAUCAACUCUUGAAAAGGCUCCUCCUUCUAUUGAUAAAUCCAAAUGCCCCAAAUAGCUCAUCUGUCCUUGCCAUUUCCUCUAAGAAACAAGUGUCUUAAAGUCUGAAUGUAAAUCUCCUCUCCCAAAUAGCUCAUCUACUUCAAUAUUUUCCUUUCAGAUACUAGAGAAGUGUUCAAGCUGUUAUCAAAUUUACAGCUUUUGGCCCUUCAUGCGGUAGAGCAAAAUCUGUAGUUAACUAGAUUAGUGAGUUAUUUAGGUUUUAUUGUUUCAGUUAUUGAUGGCAUUGUGAUUUCUAUU
Hevea brasiliensis (rubber tree) is the source of this 1003-nucleotide messenger RNA. RefSeq lists its product as uncharacterized. Lineage: Eukaryota; Viridiplantae; Streptophyta; Magnoliopsida; Malpighiales; Euphorbiaceae. Bases 441 to 761 code for a protein of 106 amino acids. The transcript is spliced from 3 exons. The record is from RefSeq and is a predicted model, not a curated record.